UUUCCCGCCACGGCCAACGAAAAGGUACCGGCACUCUUCGGAUGUCCAUGUGUAUGGAGCCAUGUGCCGCUGUACGGCGAUGCACAAGAAAAGCGCCGAUAUCACCAUGCGCUGGCUAAGCCGAAUGCCCCUGGCAUUACACGACGUCUGCCCUCUGAAAUUAUCCUCUGCAUUGUGGAUGCACUAUUCGAUUUGUACGCCAAAGAGGUUUCUCUCGGUUAUGAAAAGUAUUGGGAGUCAUCUUGUCUACCAUAUGAGACCGAAAAGAUGUGCCCCUUUUGCAUGCUUCCUCGCUUUGACGUUUGGCGAGACGUUGCAAACUUGGCAGCUUCGUGCCGCGCACUCUACGAACUUAUCACGCCUGUGCUCUAUCGGAGGGAUGCGGAACAGAACCAUUCUUCAGCUCUGCUAAUCUCAGCGAAAAGGGGCAACGUCCGGGCCCUGAAGCUUGCGUUGGAAAACGGCGCAAAUGCAGAUGCGGACGAUCACACAAUGCCGCUGCAAUGGACGAACGAAUGCUUUCGGUAUUGUGAGCAUUGUGAGUACCAGGUUUGGUGGAGGGAGCCACGGAGACUCGACAUGAGUGCACUGCACUGGGCGGCAUUGUGCGGAAGGGAAGAUGUCCUUGAAAUUUUGUUGAACCACAAAGCCGGCGUGGGCCCCAACAAGAGGGCAGUAGUGCAGCCGGGACUGGAUGCAGGGAACUAUGGCUCGCUGCCGUAUGUGGAGGACUAUUGCGACGAAUAUAACGCCAGCUUUCCCUGCCUGGCGCUGCAGACGACGAUGGGCUACAACCCCGUGAGCUCUCACGGAGCUAACGCCCUAUACUUCCUACUAGGAACCGGUCGAAUGCGAGCGCACGAAAAGACCGUGGAUAUGGCGAGGCUUCUUGUUGACGCAGGCUCUUCAUUGACGACACACGAAGCUGCGGAGCUUCAUGCUCUCCAUCAAGCAGCUGCAUACGAUAACGCAGAGCUAGUGCAAUUUCUCCUUUGCCAAAGGAAAGUCGACCCCAAUAUCACGGAUGCUGCCGGAAAUACGCCGUUACACCAUCAUGUCGACUCAAGGUUCAGGGUUGAGGGUGGCGCAAAGGACACAAAGACGCUAUCACUCCUUCUGAAGUACGGUGCGGAUCCCAACUUGCGGAACGUUGAUGGGUUAUCGCCGCUAGACAUUUGCCUCGUCACGACGUUGCUGGGCGCUGACAGAAUGAAGCUGUCCGUGUUACUUGCUCGGAGCGGAGGGACGCUACGAGAUCGAGACUUGGGCCUUCACAGGUCAAGGCUGACUGAUGAGCAACGAGAAGAACUAAAUACUGCAUUUGAAGAAGCUAGACAUUCCGGGAGAACUGAAUGGACCGGAAGCAUUUGA
Messenger RNA from Colletotrichum abscissum, 1371 nucleotides. RefSeq lists its product as uncharacterized. Gene Ontology annotation, biological process: protein localization to ciliary inversin compartment. Gene Ontology annotation, molecular function: protein binding. Gene Ontology annotation, cellular component: ciliary inversin compartment. The transcript has a single exon. Lineage: Eukaryota; Fungi; Ascomycota; Sordariomycetes; Glomerellales; Glomerellaceae. The annotation marks the transcript as partial. The record is from RefSeq and is a predicted model, not a curated record.